UUCCUACAGUUGGCUAGCUUGCGCUGUCCUCUUAUGCGCAAUGUCGAAAGUAAAACAUUUCUAACCUCGAUACGUGGAUGUCAUUUGUAAACAUAAAUUUUCACUGUGGAUCAACAAUUUGUAUAAUCUCUAUUUAAGAAAAAAUCUAUAAAACAUGAAAUUUAGAUUUUUAGGUGAUGGCGAUUGCCCUGAUUGGUUGCUAGCCGAAAUCAACACAUUGUCACGUAUGACAUCCAUUAAAAUUAAGAUAUUAGGACAAACGGUUGCAAAAUAUCUUACGGAAGGAGAACUCGAUGAAGAAAAAAUAAAAAAAAUUACUCAAGAUGCCAAGAUUGAAUUGAACGAUGCAAAGGCUAUGGUAGCAGCUCUUGAAUUAAUCUUUACAUCAUCUGCUCGAUAUGGCGUUUCCGCCGCUGAUUUAAGCAGUGAAUUACAGCAACUAGGACUCCCUCGUGAGCAUAGCGCUGCAAUUGCCAGAUUACAUACGGAUUAUUGUCCUCAAAUUACUGCUACACUUUCUUCCCAAUCUUUGAGAGUGAGUAGAUUAUCGUCGAUUGAAGUUUUGUCCUGUGAUAAUUCAUCACCUUUCUCCACGGUAUCUCUUAAAUUAAAGAAAUUGGAUGGAAAUGUGGAAGAUUCUAUUAUUAAUAUUUCAAAAAAGGAUGUACACGUUCUAUUAACAGAAUUACGAAGAGCCAAAUCAUUGAUGGAAAACCUUUGAAUAAACAAUGUUCUAUGUUUGUUUUUAAACACAAUUAUUUUUAUUAAAAAUAUACUUUUAUUAUUACAAAUAAUAAAGUAAUGUCAAAAAAAAA
Messenger RNA from Apis florea (little honeybee), 815 nucleotides. Its product is annotated as COMM domain-containing protein 4. The record is from RefSeq and is a predicted model, not a curated record. Lineage: Eukaryota; Metazoa; Arthropoda; Insecta; Hymenoptera; Apidae.